Eleginops maclovinus (Patagonian blennie) is the source of this 3068-nucleotide messenger RNA. RefSeq names its product 2-aminoethanethiol (cysteamine) dioxygenase b (gene adob). Gene Ontology annotation, molecular function: oxidoreductase activity, acting on single donors with incorporation of molecular oxygen, incorporation of two atoms of oxygen. The record is from RefSeq and is a predicted model, not a curated record. Gene Ontology annotation, cellular component: mitochondrion. Bases 95 to 832 code for a protein of 245 amino acids. NCBI's taxonomy places the organism in Eukaryota, Metazoa, Chordata, Actinopteri, Perciformes, Eleginopidae. The transcript has a single exon.
CUCUCAAACGAUCUUUGGCGCUUAGCUAAAGUGCUAAAGCUAAAGACGGACAGGCGGAGCAGACUGACCCGGGCAGCGCCGUCCCUCUCUCGGUAUGAUGCCCGGCGACAGCAGCAUGGCUUCCAUCGUGCAGAGAAUCGCCCGGCAGGCUCUCAUCACCUUCCGAAGCCCGCCUCGGUUUGGAGAAGAGCCGGCUAAAUCUUUCCUGGAGAACCAGAACAAACUAAGGAGCCUGAUGACGGAAAUACGAGCCUCGGAUCUGCAGCUCGUCCCGCGGAGAUCCGACGACAUUCCCUCGGGGCUUCCGUACCACGACCCCCCGGUCACCUACAUGCAUAUCUGCGAGACGGACCAGUUCAGCAUGGGGGUAUUUUUGCUGAAAAAUGGAUCCUCGAUACCUCUGCACGACCACCCUGGGAUGCAUGGCAUGCUCAAAGUCAUGUAUGGAAAGGUCAGGAUCAGUUGUUUUGACAGGUUGGCGCAGACCGACGCACCCCCUCCUGCAACCCCGCAUCAGGUGAGCUCUCUGCGGCGUUCUUUGCUCCGAUCCAGCGCUGAAUACACAGAGGAAAGUGGGCCAUGCACGCUCUCUCCGGACCAGGACAAUCUGCACCAGAUCGUCGCCGUGGACGGUCCCACGGCGUUUAUGGAUAUCCUGGCCCCUCCGUACGACCCGGACGAGGACAGGGACUGUCAUUAUUAUAAGGUUCUUGCAGAAGGGGAGGUAAAAACAUCAGAAAAGGACAAGGAGGUCUGGCUCAUGGAGAUCUCACAGCCUCCGGAUUUCUGGUGCGGAGGGGAGCCGUACCCGGGCCCGGAGGUCUGCCUUUGAGCCUGCCCGCAAAAUGCCUCCUUUUUCUCGGGCUGCACUUGGCACAAGGCCGGGGCUUUAUUUUUGGACAAUCUGGGCUAUAAAUGAAGGGUCACUGUAAAUCAUUAGUGAAGCCAUUACAUUCAUAAUGAGGAUCUGAAUGUAGCUGUUCAGUUUCAUGGUCCUGCAACUGUUCGUGGACUAAUCAUCAACUCAUUUAACAGUCGAUUAAAAGUCAUGCUUCGUGCAAAUGAGUCAGAAAAUGCUGCUCAUGCCUCAAAAACAUGGAUAUUUCAUGCUUUUUUCCUGAUUUAUAUCUUCUUUAUAGUGGAUAUCUUUUGGUUUUGGACCAGACAUUUGAUUACACCUUGGACUUUAAUAAACCUGGGAUGGACACUUCCCUUUUCUGGGCACUAUCUACACCAAAGUUAUCGUGAAAUAAACAGCACAACAUUAGGUGGCUUCCUCUGUAUGUUUUGCUAACAUGGCUGCUAAGCAGGUGCACUGUUCAACUUAUAUUUCAAUCUCAUUUGAACAUAAAGAUAUUGGAGCCCAAAGGAAAGUUUGUACUGAGAUCACAACAUUUCUGAAUCUGUAUUAAGAGUAAAAAAAUAAGUGAUUAUACAGUGUUUUACUUCUAUUGCACUGGUGUCAAAUACACAUUUCAGAUCAUACCUUACCCUCAGAAAGACAUGGAAUCAGAUAUUAGUGUCCAGCUUUGUUUCUUCCAUUUGUAAUAGAUAGAUAUCACGUUGUAGAAGACAUUUCAGUGUACAGGUGUUUAUCAGGAGUGAACAGGAGGAUUUCUGAGGCCUUUAUCUCGCAUGUUGCUUUGCCACUGAACACCUACCAUGUUUCAUCUUAUGCACUUCUGGCUUUAUUUGAUGGACUCUGUUUAAAUAAAGGAGGUAUCAUUGUGUAAUCCAAUAUAAAAGCAUAUAAUCAAUCAGGUGACUGGUUUCAGAUCUGAAAAUCACCAAAAUUGGAGCUGUAAAUGAUCUGAGUAAUGUGCUUAAAAUAAGACCCUGUAAGGUAUUUUUGGCAAGAGAGAUGCCAAGUAAUGAUGAAGUUGAUACAGGGUGCUAAUGCUGCGUUCAUGAACAGUCGGAAAGGCAGAGUUUGCUCCUUUGGGGAAGACUUCUGAAUGUAAGCAUAACCUUUAACACUGAAAAUUUCAGCUUCCAGUAUUGCAUGUGCAGUAAGACCAGCAGCUGUUGUGUGUUGCAUGCAUUUUCCACGCUGCAGCUCUGACUAUAAAUACUUCAUCCAGACUUCUGGCUGCUCUUGAAUGCAGCAUUCAAAACAAGGUGAGCAGAAAAUCCUCUGAGACAUGUUUGUGUUUUUUAUCGUCUUCCUGCUUCUGGAUACGUGGCGUUUUGUUCCAGAACUUCCACAACUGCAGGUUUAUUCUUGUGUUUCGGACUCCUGUAACAUUUCCCUCUGUUUUCUGGGAAGAGUUUGAUUCUCAGGAGUGUUUGUGAUUUGUUCUACUGGCUGACUUUCAGGACAUUGUUUGUUUAACAUGUGCACUAAAUGAAGCUUUUUAGCACACAAUUGUGACCCUCUUUCACCACAUAUAAAAGGAGAGGUGUUCAACAUUUAGCUGCAAUCACAAAUGCGGGGUGAAUUUAAAGGUUUAUUAUAAACUAUUAAAUGCUAGCUUAGGAGAAAACAAAUAUCACUUAAGUAACAACAUGGUUCAAUGUUUAAGGAUGUACUCAAAGAUGUACAAUUUAAAAUGAUUCUUAAACUGAAACUGUAGUGAUAGCGCGAGAGAAAAGCACUAAACUUGUCAGACUGCUGCAAACUUUUGAUUUAAGACCAGAGGAAAAGACUGCUGUAUGUUGUAUCACUGUGGGAAUGGAAUUAAACAGGUCUAAUAAUGAGCAGAAAGUCGACUAGAGUCUGAAUCUGAUCAUGUUUGAUGCCGUAUUGGAUAUAAUGUGUCUGUAAUGAAAGUUUUCUGUUAGUUCAUAUAAAAUGUGCUGUUUAUUUUGCCUAAACACGUCAGAUUUAUCUGCUUCAGAAUGUGAUUAGAAGAACAAAAAUGGUCAGAAAUCAACUUGAUUCCCAUUUUGGUUUUGGAGUAUAUCCUCGAGACAUUUCUCUCAAACAUGGCACUUAACAAUCUACUAAAUCAGCUUCAAUUGUUUGUAUACUUUCAAUAAAAUGUUAUAUUUCCUUUAGAAGAAAGCUCUGUUGCAAUGAAAGGUCAGUUUCUGUGUCUUUACGGGAGUUUAAAGUUAAUUAUUUGAAA